Oncorhynchus nerka (sockeye salmon) is the source of this 470-nucleotide messenger RNA. Its product is annotated as large ribosomal subunit protein eL43. The coding region runs from base 105 to 383 and encodes 92 amino acids. The transcript has 4 exons. Gene Ontology annotation, cellular component: ribosome. Gene Ontology annotation, molecular function: structural constituent of ribosome. The record is from RefSeq and is a predicted model, not a curated record. Gene Ontology annotation, biological process: translation. Lineage: Eukaryota; Metazoa; Chordata; Actinopteri; Salmoniformes; Salmonidae.
AGAGGCAACAGCGCCAACAUCCCACAAUGCAAUACAUUCCACAGGGGUAAAUUGCGCCUGCGUACUGUGCGCUUCCUUUUUGGACCUACGUCUCCAGAACUACAAUGGCCAAGCGCACCAAGAAGGUGGGGAUUGUGGGUAAAUAUGGCACGCGUUACGGCGCGUCGCUCAGGAAGAUGGUGAAGAAGAUUGAGAUCAGCCAGCACGCCAAGUACACCUGCUCCUUCUGUGGCAAGACUAAGAUGAAGAGGAGGGCAGUUGGUAUCUGGCACUGUGGGUCCUGCAUGAAGACUGUUGCUGGAGGCGCCUGGACAUACAACACGACGUCUGCAGUCACGGUGAAGUCGGCCAUCAGGAGACUGAAGGAGCUGAAAGACCAGUAGACAGUUACCGGAGAAUCAGACUGUUGUGUUUUUGACCUGGCCGCUGUGUCGAACAUCUACCACAAUAAAAAGCCGUCUGGAGCAGAA